UAAUUCCUCUGAUACAAAGAUUAAAUCAAUCAUCAAAGAACCUCUGGUCGAAAAAUAACUGUCCUGGAAGUGCAUUCUAAAGAUAUAAACAGAAGAGGGAUUUCUAUUCCGAGGAACAUUAUAUUGUCUGGGACUAUUCUCUUUUUGGUCUAUUUUAUUUUGACGAAUCUGCUUCUUCACGACGCCACUAACUGUUUUGAUGCUGGGAACUAAAUUUGUUUUGUAUUCUUGAACAUAGAGAGAUAAGGCAGGCUGCUCUGUUUAUACUGUGAUGUCAUCAAGCCUGGAAUAUUAACCCAAUUGUUGCUGAAAUAAGAAGUGGUUCUUCUUUAUUUUUGUUUUGUUUUGUUUUCGUGGUUUUAAAAAUGGCAAUCAAGAAAGUGGCUGAGAAUCUGGAAGUAAUUAUGUUUCAGAAAAUAAUGGAUGAGAUUGAGAUAACGAAACAAACCCUGCGACAGGGCAGUAAGGAGCUGAAAAUUGAACUGAGCAAAAUUACGCAGGAGCUUAAAGAAAUAGGGGAUCCUGUGAGAGAGGAGAAUGAGAUCAGAGAUGAGAAAAGAAAAAAUAAAGGGAAGAUACAAGCCCUGGAGAUUGGAACAAAUGUGGAAUUGGAAAAAGAUCUGGAGUUUAUGGAUAUUAGAAAUAAAAUCUACUGUUUGGAAUUUAACGUUAUCUCUGAAGAAAUUAAUGAAGAUAUUAGAGAUAAAGUUAUCAAUGGCUUGGAUAAUCUUCUGGACUGGAAUGACGUGAUGGAGCUUGAUAUAGAGAAAAUCUAUGGAAUUAACUGCAGCCAUGUGACAAUGGAAAAACUCUCAAGAGAUGAGCCAGUGCAUUUUGUAAAAAAGAAGAACAGAGAUAUGACUUUACAACAAUAUUUCAGCAACUUAUUCAGAAUUGAUGGCAAGAAAAUAUUUGGGAUAGAGGAAAUUCCCAUCAGACUCUUAUUAUAUGACUAUGGCUAUGACAGCAAGAUUAUUAUGGAAUACUGAUAAUGGAAGAUUGGACACUGAAAUUACUGGACUUAACAGGACUAUUGAAGAUGGAAGAUGGAAUUAAUAGGGAUAAUGGAAUAAUGGCUAUUGAAAUUAUUGGACCUAACAGAUUUUGAUGAGAUGGAUUAAUCGAUAUGUUUAUUUGGGCUAUGGUUAUGACAAUAAGAUUAUUAUUAUUAUUAACGAGAUGGAUUAAUCGACAUGUUUAUU
This is a messenger RNA of Rhineura floridana, 1202 nucleotides long. RefSeq lists its product as uncharacterized. The coding region runs from base 366 to 989 and encodes 207 amino acids. The transcript has 2 exons. The record is from RefSeq and is a predicted model, not a curated record. Lineage: Eukaryota; Metazoa; Chordata; Lepidosauria; Squamata; Rhineuridae.